Balaenoptera musculus (blue whale) is the source of this 8923-nucleotide messenger RNA. RefSeq names its product solute carrier family 1 member 2 (gene SLC1A2). Gene Ontology annotation, molecular function: L-glutamate transmembrane transporter activity; neutral L-amino acid transmembrane transporter activity; glutamate:sodium symporter activity. The coding region runs from base 81 to 1796 and encodes 571 amino acids. Gene Ontology annotation, cellular component: plasma membrane. The transcript has 11 exons. Gene Ontology annotation, biological process: L-glutamate transmembrane transport. NCBI's taxonomy places the organism in Eukaryota, Metazoa, Chordata, Mammalia, Artiodactyla, Balaenopteridae. The record is from RefSeq and is a predicted model, not a curated record.
UCGGAGGUACAGCAGCACCGAGAUGGAAGACAGAACUCAUUCCGGUGCUACGUGGCCAGUGCGUUCCUGGAGACGAGAGGAUGGUCAGUGCCAACAACAUGCCCAAGCAGGUGGAAGUGCGGAUGCACGACAACCACCUCAGCUCGGAGGAGACGAAGCCCCGGCAUCUGGGGCUGCGCUUGUGUGACAAGCUGGGGAAGAAUCUCCUGCUCACGCUGACCGUGUUCGGUGUCAUCCUGGGGGCAGUAUGUGGAGGGCUUCUUCGCUUGGUGUCUCCUAUCCACCCUGAUGUGGUUAUGCUAAUAGCCUUCCCAGGGGAUAUACUCAUGAGGAUGCUAAAAAUGCUCAUUCUGCCUCUAAUCAUCUCCAGUUUAAUCACAGGGUUGUCAGGCCUGGAUGCUAAAGCCAGUGGCCGCUUAGGCACGAGAGCUAUGGUAUAUUACAUGUCCACGACCAUCAUCGCUGCGGUGCUGGGGGUCAUCCUGGUCUUGGCUAUCCACCCGGGGAACCCCAAACUCAAGAAGCAGCUGGGGCCUGGGCAGAAGAACGAUGAAGUGUCCAGCCUGGAUGCCUUUCUGGACCUUAUUCGAAAUCUCUUCCCUGAAAACCUUGUCCAAGCCUGUUUUCAGCAGAUUCAAACAGUGACAAAGAAAGUCCUGGUGGCCCCUCCAUCAGACGAGGAGAGCAAUGCCACCAGUGCUGUCCUCUCGCUGUUGAAUGAGACUGUGACUGAGCCGCCUGAGGAGACGCAGGUGGUUAUCAAGAAGGGCCUGGAGUUCAAGGACGGCAUGAAUGUCUUAGGUCUGAUAGGGUUUUUCAUUGCUUUCGGCAUUGCCAUGGGGAAGAUGGGCGAGCAGGCCAAGCUGAUGGUGGAAUUCUUCAACAUUUUGAAUGAGAUUGUAAUGAAGCUAGUGAUCAUGAUCAUGUGGUACUCUCCCCUAGGUAUCGCCUGCCUAAUUUGUGGGAAGAUCAUUGCAAUCAAGGACUUAGAAGUGGUUGCUAGACAACUGGGGAUGUACAUGAUCACGGUGAUUGUCGGCCUCAUCAUCCAUGGGGGCAUCUUUCUCCCCUUGAUUUACUUUCUAGUGACCAGGAAAAACCCUUUCUCCUUUUUUGCUGGAAUUUUCCAAGCUUGGAUCACUGCCCUGGGUACCGCUUCCAGUGCCGGAACUUUGCCCGUCACCUUCCGUUGCCUGGAAGAAAAUCUGGGGAUUGAUAAGCGUGUAACCAGAUUUGUCCUACCAGUUGGAGCAACCAUUAACAUGGACGGUACAGCCCUUUAUGAAGCCGUGGCCGCCAUCUUUAUAGCCCAGAUGAAUGGCGUCAUCCUAGAUGGAGGCCAGAUUGUGACCGUAAGCCUCACGGCCACGCUGGCCAGCGUUGGUGCAGCCAGUAUCCCCAGUGCUGGGCUCGUCACCAUGCUCCUCAUUCUGACGGCUGUGGGCUUGCCGACCGAGGACAUCAGCCUGCUGGUGGCUGUGGAUUGGCUGCUGGACAGGAUGAGAACAUCCGUCAAUGUUGUGGGAGACUCUUUUGGGGCUGGGAUUGUCUAUCACCUCUCCAAGUCUGAGCUGGACACCAUUGACUCCCAGCACCGAGUGCAUGAAGAUAUUGAAAUGACCAAGACUCAGUCCAUUUAUGAUGACAUGAAGAACCACAGGGAAAACAACUCCAACCAAUGUGUCUAUACUGCACACAACUCUGUCAUAGUAGAUGAGUGCAAGGUAACUCUGGCAGCCAACGGAAAGUCAGCCGACUGCAGUGUUGACGAAGAACCUUGGAAACGUGAAAAAUAAGGAUAUGACUGUCAGCAAAUUCUUGAAUAAACUCCCCAGCGUAUCUUAUGGUAAAAGAGGAUAUAAACAAGCUUCCUUUGAAAAGAAAAAAAAUACAUAUAUUUCUAUGUUUACUUAAUCUGUUAGCUGAGGCUUAGAGGAUCUGUUGUGAGUCAGUGAUAGGCACGGUGCUGUGUCUUUGCCAAAUAAUGCUUGGUAACCAUCUAAUUUUCUCACUUGUAUUAUUGUUUGAAUGGAUGCCGCUGCAGGAAUCAGUUUGAAUUGAAGACGCAUUCUUGCCAGCUUCCCUUUUCUCUCAAGAUGCAGAACCGUGGAUGCUCUUUUCCCAGGGGACACGACUAAAGCCGUGUGGCACAUUCCAGGGAUUUGGAAUAAUGGGCAGACAGUCAGUGUGUUACUCUUUCCAGUGUUCUCCAUGCCUCACCUUGUAACACACAAGAGAUUCUGUUAGAAGCCUUUAGAAGUAAAUUCCCUUAAAUGUCUUGUAGCGUAUGUCCUUGUGUUGAUUAAAACAAAGUACCCAUCUUAAGGUACAAUUUCUCUUCUGUAUACGCUUUAAGUUACAUGGCUAAAUGUUUCAAAGAGAGUCAUGGUGGGAGCCAUAUCUUAAAGCUAGCUGGUUAUGGAACCCACUGAGUCUCUGCUCUACCCCAUCUAGUUUAUGGAGAUAAUUGUUGAAUUUCAAAGUAGGUUUCAUAAUUUGCUCUAAAUUUGAUAAGGGAUUAGGAUGUAAUUUACAUGUAAUGUCUGUGUAUAUUGACAAAAGUAAGAGAGCACAGUCAACAUAAAUUUUAACCAGAUUCAAAGAUUCAAAUUUGUUUUGUGUUUGGUUUGCAUCACCUGGCAUAGUGAAAUCAAGUGAGAUUAUUCGAUCUAUGCUUCAGUGUCUUUGUUUCGUUCAUACAAUUCUUAUUUGGGUCUCUACCAAAAAAAGACAUUCUUAAUCCCCAAAUUAUUUCAAUCAUAUUCUCAUCAAACUAGAAGGCUUAAUCAUUUUACUCUCCUCACAGAUGGAGGAUAGUUGGGUUGGCUGUGCCUCUUUUAAUACUAAUCUCGUGAUAAAAACAAAACCAAAACACUGUUUGUUAGUUAUCUAAUAUGUGGAAAGCUUUUUGUUAUAUUAUAUCAAAGCACCUAAAACCAGUUCAGGACACAGUUGGAAGCAGAGCCCAUCUUUUCCCCCAGUCUUCUCUGUGGAAAGGAACAGAAAACAAACAUAGGUGCAAAAUCCUAUAAAGGUGACAUUCUUAUGGCAAAGUCAAGGCAGCCUUGAACCAUGAAGUAGGAACAAAGGAUGGCUUUACAGAACUUCACAGAUGGAAUCUUCUCAAGGCUGUGGAAGUUUGAGGGAAUACAUAAUAUAAUUGGAACAGCCCAGUCGGUGCCUUGCAUGCUGUAGGCACCUCCAAGCUACAUUUUUCAAUGUCUGUACUAUCAUUUUCUGUUGAAUAACCCACAGUAUUUUCCUACGGUUGCUGGCUUUAGGAGUUUUCUGAGGACUUGAGCAUGAAUCAUUGAGAAAUAAAGCACAUUUGACGUGUGUAGAACCUUGGUCCAAUGUGAGAGUAAGGUGUUUAUCUGCGGUCAGCAGAUGGGUGCUGAGAUAUUCAUGAAGAGUCAUAGAGUCCAGAAUUUCUUAGGAGAGGGUGUUUAUGGACAUACAUGCCCUUUAUUACCCCCUCCUUGUGACUUUUCUCUUCCAAAUCAGAUACCUUUGGAACACACAAGAGACAUGAGAUUCUAGUAGUUUUGUCUCUUAAGCCCUAGUUGUUUUUGUUUUGUAUAAGAAUCAGUGUUGAGCAGUAUUAAGUAGUUUUUGCUUUUUUUUUUUUUAAAUACAUUUGUCUUUAGUUUCAUUAGAUGGACAGUUAAGAGGGUGGCCAAGGGCAUGCUGAAAUGUAGUAGUGGAAAAUGCAUCCUUUACAGCAGAUGUUGUGGGUCAAAGGGACAGUUCCCGGAUUUAACUGUGAAACUGUUAAGGAUCAUCGUUAAGUGGUGCUCCCAAGAGCUUUUUUAUGGUGAGGAGAAGGAUUUAGGCAAGGCAUCUAGGAGCUUGUGGUUCUGCUGUUUAACGCCAGGUUAGCACUUUUACACGCUGACAUGUUACUCAAAGGAGUGGUCUCAGGAUCGUCUUCCGAAGACUCUGCCUAAAAGUCUUCCCUGUUUGCUUGUCUUCAGCUUUUUCCUAGUUAUCAAGUUAACCUACAAAUAUACAAGGCGACAGCGUGUUCAGAAGAAACUAGGUGCACAGCUUAACAAAGCAGGUUUUUCAGGUUUGAAACUAUGCAGUAAGUUUCAUGAGAAUAUACUUAGGAAAUCAGUUCAUCUGGAAGUUCAACAAAUCAGUAAAAAUAAACAAUGUCUCAAAUUCAGAACUAGCCUGAAAACCCAGGAUGUAUGUAGAGCUGACGUGUGACUGUGUCCUCUGGUUUUUUUAGGCCUCAUUCAUUCUUCUCAUGCCAUGCCCAUUGGGGUUUUCCUUGCCCAGCAUAUGUGCCAUAAACAGAACAAAUAGAUUCAGAAUAUACCUCUAACAACCUUUUUCUAAACAGGAUAUUAUAACCUGUCAGUUAUAUGCAUAGAUUUAUUUUAAUAGGUCCAACACAAAUAUGAAUGCUUGUAACAGUCCAUUAAUGUUUGACCAUGCAUAAGUGUUAUACUUGUAUACAGACAUGGCAGGCCAGAUACAGACACUGCAUCCCUUAAGUUCUGUUAAGUCAGGGCUUUGGCAACACCGUUUUUUAUGAACUCAUUCACUAUUUUUAGGAAAUCAGAAUUGUUUCAGGAGAAAACCAACAAGGUAGACUUUUAUUCUCUCCUUUCUUAUUUAUGUCCUUUUGGGAAACCCAAGUGGAGUCAUCAUUUGAUUACCUACUACAAUUCAAUGAAUCAAGUCCUAUCAGUGAAAAGAAUCGCUCUCAAGGCAAAGCUUUACCUUAGAUCUUUGAGGAUAUGCCUCCCAUGCAAAGAGCAUCAGACAAUCAAGGCAAUCAUCUAAAUCACGCAGAUCUUCAAUAUAAAACUUCAGAUGAUGAGUUUUGAGCCAGGUAGCUGUCAGGUUUGAUUCUUCACUUCCUAUUGAGUGUGGAAACACAACCUAUAGCCUCAUUGCCGGCAGAAGUGGCCAUGUUCCAUAAAAUAUAAAUAUUUACUUCUCUUUACUCAUCAGCUUUGGAUGUUCAGGAAAGUCUAAAGAAAGGUUGCCAAAAUGCCUAGCUUUUUGGAUUUGAACUAAUGGAAGCUGAGAAAGGCUUAGGGUAAAUUCAGAUUAUGGGGAGAUGUACUCCUGGUAGGUAAGGUCAGCAAUCCCAACGACUGGUUGAAUAGAGGGUCUCAGAUCAUUUCCACUCGUGCACAGAGAAAUAUGUCAUUUGCAAGUUUAUAUCUAGUCAAGAAGCCCCUUUGGAGUUGGGUAACUCACCUACUGGAUCCCCAAAAGGAAACCCAAUCCUGCCAUGCUUUUGCAAAUACCACACUUCCCUUUGUUCCCAAUAGCAAAAGUUAUGGUACAAUAUUUCACUUUUGUCUGAAUCAAGGGUUCUGUCUGUGCUAUAUUUUCCAUGCAAAGGUCAGAGAAUUAAGGCAAUCAUGUAGAUAAUACAGAUCUUCAUGAUCUGAACCAAGUAGCUAUUAGAAAUAUGGCAAUGAAUCCAAAUAGGUACCCACAUGCUCAGAGAGAAUGCUCCAUAGUUCAGACUCUUGAUAAACAAGCCCCAGCAGCUCUUGCCUGGUGUGAUGACUAAAUGCUCAGCAGUUACACCCAAUGGAGGUGGCUCUUCCCACUUCGCUGCUCUUCAGUGCUUGGGGCCAUACAAUUGUGUGGGUUGCUGGUUUGGCUUUGCUUAUUCUCCAAAUAAAUUCAUUCCAAGCCAAGAAAAAGGAACAAAUGGGAUUUUUCAAUUAUUGUAAUACUUGCUCUUUAAAUAAGAUAUGACAGUCUAGGAGCCUAAAAAGAUUAAGUUUAAAAACAAAAGGCUUGAAGGAAUUCUGAAGUGAGAGUUUUGUAAAUCUAGUUGUCAGAGAAGAUAAAUGGUCUCAGUAUCUGAUAAUUUCUGGCUAAAACUGAGAAGGACCACUGAGUGCCAACCCAGGGACGUUGCAUUGUAGGCAGAUUGGUCUCCUUGGAUGGAGUGAGUUCAAAGCUGUUCAGGCAUCAGUUGCUUAUGAUUUUUCUGAAAAGAAAACCCAAUUUCCACUCUUCCUUUUCCUCCCUUCUUAUUCCAAUGAUCAUUAUUGCUGCUUAAGAGACAGUUUAAUAAAUGACCAUCCAACUUAGCGCAAGGGUUGGUUUUACAAUAGAUGACAGCGAAUCUUAACUGAGUAGUGUCUUAUUUCACCGCACAGCACAGCUAAUUCAGGGAAUGACAUAGAGGUGAGGAGAAAUAAUGCAGUUGGGUGGAGAAACUUUUGACUUAGACUCUGCCCAUUUUUAUUCAUAUAACUUACACAAGUCACUUUACACACAAGCUCCACUGAAGAAAAAAAAAGUGAAGUGCUGGAUUAAAUGAUUAAAACCCCCAUCCAGCCCUAUGAAACCACCAUAUAAUGAUCUCUACUUUAAUUUCUUCUUUCAUAAGAGGCUUACUACUAUAACACAUUAGCUAUUUAUAUUGCAAGUCAGAGGGGCCCACAACAAUGAAUAAUCAAUUUGGAUUUUUCUCAUCCCCUUUGGGGGAAAUUAAAUUCAAGCCUCUCUCUUCGUCUGAAGUUUUACAACAAGCUUGGAAGAUGGCCAUGUUCAUCCACAGUUUGGUAUUUGGGGAUACAAACAAACUUCCUUUUAUAAAACUGUCCUUUGCCUAAAGCACUGUCCUAAUAGAAGUAGCAAUUCAGCUCAGGGAAAAAUGCUGCCAGAGUCAUCAUGAGGGGCCAGGAUGAACCUAUGGCCUGCCUCAAGGUCUUGCAUCAUUCCUCUUGCGGCAACAGGGCCCACUCCGAAUACCCUAAACACACAGUUUCCUCCAAACAGUCCUAAUUGCCAACCCAGUAUGGGAAUUUGGGAGCAUCUGGCAAAUCAACUUGAACACUCUUAUGAAACUGGUGCAAGACUUACACAAAAACAGCGACUGUCUGUAAAUAUUCCCUUUCCACUGGUACGCAGACACGCACAUCCACGCACAGGGUGGGCCCGGGCCAACUCCUUUCUCUGGAGAGGUAUGCAGGGAUAUUUGGUUGAGUUCAUUUUCAAAUUUUCCUCUUGGUUUGCUAUUACUGUGGGCACCACAUCACAGGUGGAGAAGGUCUAUCUUACAAGAAUAGACUUGUAUUGGUGAUCAUUGCCUUCCUCAAUGCCCAGAGUUUCUAGGCUGGAUAAAAUGCAUGGUCUGUCUGCAAGGUGCAUGUGACUGGCCAUGGCCUUUGAACAAUCUCUUGCACGUUCUGGUACUGCUGCAAUGGGCCACUGUUUGCAUCCUUGCUCUUUGUCCAAACUUCUGCUAAAUACGCAAUACGUUUGGUAUUAUUGUGUUGUGAGCACCUUUAUUGCCAGAGAAGACUUCAGCUCUGUAGAUGCGGGGCAGAGGGAUGUAAAGCUAGUACUAAAAGGAUCGAGUUAGUGUUUGUUUGUUUGUUUGUUUAAAUUUUUAGUGCAGAAGACCUGACACUAGAGCAUCAAGAAAAAGAUAUUUCUUAACGGAUCCAUAUAAGAACGUAUGGAAAAGGAAGAGGAGCCCUCAAGUUCUUAUUUCAUUCACUCUAAAUAAUAUCCUGAGUAAUUACUGAUCAGCUUUUUUUUUUUUUCCAUGUCCAGCUUUGCCUCACCUUCUUACUUCUGGUGCAAAUAUCCAUUUUGAUAUUUUUUGAAGUCCUUCUGAUUAUUAUACAGGGCCCUUUUGUGCUGAGGAUAAAACCUGCUACUGGAACAGAUCCCUGUACCUUGCAGAGUCAGCAGUUGACCUAGAGCCUGGGUAGCAACAGGUCUCCAGUUCCUCCGGAGACACCUCCCAUCCCUGGGUGAGUGUUGGAACGUAACAGCUGACUGUGACCCUUGUCAUCGUUCCCCGUGGGGAUGGGGAUGAUGCAGCAGGAGAUUCGCUCCUUCUGGGGCUCCGUUUCUUCUCAAGGCAACCAUUUAGCUGCCUAGAAACAGCCUGUUGCCUUCGGUAGGAAAGAGAUGCACACACUAGCCAAGGAAGUUAGUCUAGCAUAUCUCUGAGUUUUCGCCUCCAUGGAGCAAAUUCUCUGAAGUGUAUGAUCAGAACGCUGGCACUGUGGUUGCUCACUUCUCCAGGAGAGUUAUUCUCCUUACUAGGAACUCAUCCUUUGGCAUCCAGAUCUUUCCAUAAACGACCUUCACUCCUUCCCUUCCUCCUUCCCCUGGGAAACCUCAGCAUUGCAUUUCCAUGUUGCACAAGACAGAUCAGGUUAUCUGGUCACUACAGAGAUUUGUAUAUAAAAAACUACUUUUGUGAGGAUUUUUGUAUAUUGUUUUUCUAUUUGUUUUCUACGGCUUGAGGAGAGAGCUGACAAACUGUGAAUCUAAUUUGGUCUUGCUGCCCGCGGAUAUAUUUCGGCUUCCUGGUAAAAAUCUAUGUUACCAGGGACAAUAUAUUGCCCUCUGAUCAGUAUUGCAUCCCCCCCCCAAAAUUCCUCCAGUCCAACCUUACAUUCUUUUUUAAACAAAUCCGUGGGCUUCUUUGCUAUUAUUUAUAAAGAGCAUGAGAAAACAUAUUUAGAGUCCUGGAUAUUAUAUGGUUAAUAUUGAUUUAGCCUUUCAUGAUGUUAUAGGUUUGUAUCUAUUCUUCAUAAACCAUAAAGAACUCAGUGUAGACUGAAUUGAUCUAUUUAGUAUCUGUAAUUUUGCAGACAGAUAUCUUCUUAUGGUAUUUUCUAUAUAACCACAUAUGUAGAAUUACAACUAACUAGAGCACAAGACGUUUCUACAGCAAUUUAGAGCUGUCAGUUGUUUCCUGAGCAUACAGCCACAUUUGAAAAAUUUAAGAACCCAGUCCUUUGCGAUGCAAUGAACAAAAUGACCAUUAAGAACAAGGAGUCACUUCAAUCCCUUAGCUGGUUAGGGUAUGCAUUUAAACAAUUAGUCUUUUUAACUCAUGGAAUGGUGCUGACUCCUUAUUAUUAUUAUUUUUAAUUAAUUAAUUAAUUAAUUUUUGGCUGCAUUGGGUCUUCAU